Messenger RNA from Morchella importuna, 447 nucleotides. RefSeq lists its product as uncharacterized. Bases 1 to 447 code for a protein of 148 amino acids. The record is from RefSeq and is a predicted model, not a curated record. The transcript is spliced from 2 exons. NCBI's taxonomy places the organism in Eukaryota, Fungi, Ascomycota, Pezizomycetes, Pezizales, Morchellaceae.
AUGGUCUUUGUAUCAGCCAAAAACAUCCGUACCACCCGCAACUCGAGGAAGCUCGACUGGAAGAAGCUUGGACCGUUCCCCAUCAAGGCAGUUAUCUCCCCAUAUGCCUAUCGAGUCGACCUACCCCGGAGCAUGAAGAUGCACCCUGUCUUCCAUGUGUCGCUAUUGGACCCCGCCGCGCAGGACCCCGAAUACGAGGUCGACGGGAUUCUGGACUCGCGGACAACAAGGAACAAUGGCCUGCAAUACUUCGUCAAGUGGACAGGAUACACCGACCCUACCUGGGAACCCGCCGCAUACCAUAACGAUACCGCCGCAGUCGACAUCUUCCAUGCACAAUACCCUGGGAAACCGGGGCCACUCGAGAUGAAGGAUAGGACUCAAGCUCGCAGGAGCUCGUGCUUGAAGGGGGGGCUACUUUCAUGGAUCGGUCGACAGAGUCGUUAG